AGGCAAGCAGGCGGCUCCAUGCAGGCGAGCAACCUUCAGACCAUUGCAAUCUGGAUGCCCUUUGCGGAUAAAAGAUGUAUCAUGGAAUGAACCUGAACAGCGGGGAUCCGUUCCUAGAGAAGCAGCGGCAUCAGCAGUCUCCACCGCAGCAUCAGCAGUGUUCCCAGGCCAGGCUCUCCCUGGUGGUCCUAGGGUUCCAGCUGGCUCUGUGCUUUGGCCCUGCACAGAUCACAGGCGGUUUUGAUGUUCUCCACGCUUGUGCUGAUCCUGGAUUUCCGGAACAUGGAUAUAAGUUGCAUGGUGCAGGUGUUUUUUUCGAAAGUUCAGUAGUCCGGUUCCAUUGCCAAGAAGGAUACAGGCUUAAGGGUCCACCUAAAAAACUUUGCGUGAGACAUUUUAAUGGCUCUCUGAGCUGGAAGCCAAGUGAUAAACCUGUGUGCCUAGAAGAAGUCACAGAUUGCCUUGCUCCACAUGUUGAAGAUGCAGAGGUUCAUAACAAGACAUACAGGACUGGAGAUAAGUUAAUAAUCAGCUGUCAUGAAGGAUUCCAGAUCCGUUACCCUGAUUUAGACAACAUGGUUUCAGUAUGUCAAGAUGAUGGAACGUGGGAUAACCUGCCCAUUUGCCAAGGUUGCCUGAGGCCCUUGGCUCUUCCUCAUAGUUACAUUAACAUAUCUGAGUUCGAGUCCUCCUUUCCAGUAGGAACAAUGAUAUAUUAUCAGUGCUUUCCUGGAUAUAAACUAGAGGGGACAGAGUUCCUUGAAUGCAUGUAUAACCUUAUCUGGUCAGAUAGCCCACCUAGGUGCCUUGAUGUGGAAGUUUGUCCACUACCUCCUAUGGUGACUCAUGGAGAUUAUAUAUGCCAUCCGCGGCCUUGUGAGCGUUACAACCAUGGAACUGUGGUUGAGUUCUAUUGUGAUCCUGGCUAUACUCUCACCAAUGAUUACAAAUAUAUCACCUGCCAGUAUGGAGAAUGGUUUCCUUCAUAUCAAGUAUACUGUGUCAAAACAGAGCAAACCUGGCCAAAUACACAAGAAACUCUCCUGACAACAUGGAAGAUUGUGGCAUUUACUGCUACCAGUGUUCUUCUGGUGCUUCUGUUAGUUAUUCUUGCCAGAAUGUUCCAGACCAAGUUUAAAGCACACUUCCUUGCAAGAGGUGCCCAGGAGAGUUGCAGCAGUGACCCUGACUUUGUGGUGGUGGAUGGCGUUCCUGUCAUGCUUCCUUCCUAUGAUGAAGCCGUGAGCAGUGGCUUGAAUGGCUUGGCACCUACAUGUAUGUCCCCUGCAGGCCAGGGGUAUGUUUCACAAACAGAUGAUCAGAACCCUCCAGCUUAUCCUGGUCCAGAAGACUUGGACAGGUUGCCAGCUGAAUUUGACACCUGUGACAGCAUUUCAGGCUCUUCUGAACUCCUUCAAAGUUUGUACACCUCUUCAGUGUGUCAAGUGGGAGCACAUCCUGUCUCAGAGAGAACUGAUGCUAUCAACAGCACCACUGGGGAAGUAGCAUCCACCAGCCCAAGCAUUGACAUUGCAGAUGAAAUUCCAUUGAUGGAUGAAGACCUUUAAUCUGCACAAAUCUUGCUCAUUACUUGCUCAUACCUGGGGGGGGGGGAAGAAUCAUGCACAUAUGUAUACAUACCUAUAUAUCUAUAUAAAUCUCUAUAUAAAGACUUCUUAAAAAUUGGGUGGGGAAGGGUAUUUUUUGUUUUUAUAAAUCUUCCACAUGAUAAUGUCACCAGAUUUUGUGCACACAUCUUAAUCAACUUUGGGGGUUGAGAGCAUCAGCUAUUCAACAGCAGCUUUACAAAAUGAAUCCUGAGGAUUUGAUGAGACUAGUCACAACAAAAAGAACUGUAGAUUCAUGGAAUAGUGACGAGUGUGUAUCUGCAUCGCAGGAAGUCUUAACAACUCUUUAGAAACAACCAGCGAGAGUGAUUUGUGGUACAGGUACAAACUGCCUAAUGAAAACAUUAUGUAAAUUUUGCUUUAUCAAAGCUGCUUCGUAUUUAUGAUGGACUACAAUUUAAAAGGAAACCUAACUUAUUCAGAAAAAAAAUA
Messenger RNA from Euleptes europaea (tarantolino), 2060 nucleotides. RefSeq names its product sushi domain containing 4 (gene SUSD4). The transcript has 9 exons. Bases 75 to 1568 code for a protein of 497 amino acids. The record is from RefSeq and is a predicted model, not a curated record. NCBI's taxonomy places the organism in Eukaryota, Metazoa, Chordata, Lepidosauria, Squamata, Sphaerodactylidae. Gene Ontology annotation, biological process: negative regulation of complement activation, classical pathway; negative regulation of complement activation, alternative pathway.